AUGCUCCCGUGCGCGCAUUCGCGGCCGUGUGAGGGCUCCUAUUUCCAAGUUAAUCCCCUGAAGAACAAGAAGAAGAGGUGUGCCUGUCAUCUCUGCGUUGUCUCCCAUCCGCUCGAGUCCCUGCGUUUGAUGAGAUAUCGGGCCGAAAUGGGGGAGGCUAUCGAACUCAGUUCCAGGGAGCACGUGACCCCGGAGAUGAACAAGCUUCGCCAGAGUCUAAGGAGGAAGAAGCCCACUUAUGUGCCAGAGGCCAGUAGACCACAUCAGUGGCAGGCUGAUGAGGAGGCUGUUCGCAAGGGCAAAUGUAACUUUGCUGUUCGGUACUUGGGACUAGUGGAGGUGGAGGAGUCGAGAGGGAUGCAUGUCUGUGAGGAGGCUGUGAAAAAGCUGAAAGUUAGCGGCAAAAAGACAGUCAAAGCUGUACUGUGGGUUUCUGCUGAUGGACUCAGGGUGGUGGACGACAAAACCAAGGACCUCAUUGUGGACCAGACCAUAGAGAAGGUGUCAUUCUGCGCUCCUGACCGUAACUACGACAAGGCCUUCUCAUACAUCUGCAGAGACGGGACAACCAGACGGUGGAUGUGCCACUGCUUCAUGGCUUUGAAAGACUCGGGAGAGAGACUGAGCCAUGCAGUUGGCUGUGCCUUUGCUGCUUGUCUGGAGAGGAAGCAACGCAGAGAGAAAGAGUGUGGCGUGACGGCGUCGUUCGACGCCAGUCGCACCUCGUUCGUGCGCGAGGGCUCGUUCCGCAUUAACUCGUCUUCCAGCCAGCAGGGCAGCAGCAGCGAGAGAGAUGACAAGCUGCAGGAUAAGAAGAAAGAUCAGCCCUCAGUCAUCCCAGCCGUCCCACCCGGCACUGCCUCCCCACCGGAGGGGUCGGCGUCUCCCAUGGAGAGGCCCGAACCAGGUGGGCCUCACGCCAUCCCUCGCCGCCACGCGCCCAUCGAGCAGUUGGUACGCCAAGGCUCAUUCCGGGGAUUUCCCGCUCUCAGUCAGAAGAACUCCCCCUUCAAGCGUCAGCUGUCGCUUCGCCUCAACGACCUGCCGUCCACCCUACAGCGAAAGACCGACUUCCAGGCCAAGAACCCUGAAAUGGACAUGGGAUUACCGGGUGAGGACGACAGUAGCAUUGACGCUUUGUGUUGCCAGAUCAACAACUCUUUCACCAAGCCGUCGGACGAGCUUUUCUCAAAUGCCUCCAUGUCGACAAACGGACCAUCAACUUGCACUGUGCCCCCUAUUCUACCCCCGCCGCCUGCACCGAUGCAGGCCACUUCAUCUUGGAUGCAGCCAGAGGCUCCGCUCCACUCGCCUCCUUCGGUUCCCGUGGCGAUGCACAGUGGCCACAAACGCACGCCCUCAGAAGCCGAGAGAUGGUUAGAGGAGGUGUCCAAAGCUGUCAAAGCGCAACAGACGCCUCCGUCAUGCCCCACCAUCCCCGCUAUCCCCGGGCCGCCUUCCAUGACCAGUCAUCCGAUAUCCCAAACAACCAUGUCAGCUGCCCCAAUGUCUACCGUCCCCAUGCCCCUGGGCUCAUUGUCCAAACCUCUUAUCUCGGGCCCCUCUGCCCUUUCAGGUCAAAGCCCGAUGCCCCUCCCACCGAUGGCGAUCUCAUCUGUUCCUUUAAUACCAGGCCCUCCCGUCACAGGUCCCCCGAUGUCUCUUCCAUCCAUGUCCAUCCCCACCAUGUCAGGUCCGAGCAUGUCCGGCGCUCCCAUGUUGCAGCCCGCUCUCCCCGGACCCCCCGGCUCUCUUCCGAGCUCCAUGCAGCCGUUCCCGCUGGCUUUUGACACCACUCCAGCCCCCGUGGGGAUGUUCGCCAGCCAGCCUGUCCAACCCUCGUUCGUGCCCAUGCAGACCUACAUGCCGGGUCUGGCCAGCAGUAUGACCUAUCCCAACGCCAGCGUUCCCGUGGUGGGCAUCACUCCAUCCCAAAUGGUAGCCAACGUCUUCUGCACGGCCACGGGCUCGUCAAGCACCGGCACCACCAUAGGCUCAGCCGUCGGAGGAUCAAAAGUCGGGGCGCUCGGAACAGUCGGACAGCACCAUUCCUAUCCAGGAGCACCUGGUGCCGUUGGGCCCGCUGCAGGUUUCCCCGCAGCCACGUUUUCCUCCACUCCGCCGCUAUCAACUGCCAUUAAUGGCCUCCCCCCGCACAGCAGCGCAACAAUGGUCCUCCAAAAUGGGACGUCCGGCAGCGGUGGGAAUAGUGGAAGCAGUAGCAGCUGGCCACCAGAGGGCAGCCAGCUGACGGCGCCGGUGAUCGCCGAGUCCCAAGAGGAUGACCGUUUUGAGGCGAAAUGGGCAGCACUGGAGACCAAACCAGGGCCACAGCAGCAAGGGAAUAAGUCCCCGGCAGGCACAGCCAAUCCCUUUUCCAACAAUCUGCAAAAGACUUUUGAGAUUGAGCUUUGAGCCAGAUUUGGUCUCCUAAAGCCGUAGCACUAGUUUAUUGAGUUAAAGCCCAAGGAAGUCAGGCACUGCAUCCAGCAUCUUUACGCAGAUGGGCUGCGGGUCCUGUAAGAUGACCCUGCGUCCAUCCUGUGACUGCCUAGCAAAAUCGCUGAAAGCUCUCAGUGGAGUCAGUGCUACAAGGAUCUCAUUUGCUUUCUUUAUGCUCUCUUCUGAGUCAAAGAAGAACUGAGUGGUUUACUGGGCUGCAAUCUAAAAGUCAGGUGUCUAGCUCUCUAACCUUGAUGGACUCCACCCGCUGCCUGCAUCCUGUCCCUGCUUUAAUUUCUCCACUGUUGGCUUUUCUUGCUGCACCUGACCCCCCCGCCCCCAGAUGUACUGCACGUGCCCCCUCUGAGAGCACAUGGAGGGACACAGCUCGGCGGUUUCUUUCUUCUAAAGGGGGAUUCCACUCAGUUGCAUUCCAAAUCCGUGAGACGUCUUUUGGACGUUUUGCUUGAUUUUAGGUGGAGUUUCUAAACGGCCUCAUCCCAACUACGGAAAGACGCAGCGAGGCGAAUCUGUGACCAGACUGACGCUGACCUUAGCGAAGCACAGCAGAAAUUUAGAUGCCUGAAAGGACUGAUCGAUAGUAGAGAUUUAUGGCCAAGAUUUUAUUCUAUUUAUUGUAUUUUAUUUGGACGUUUGACAAGUUUUGUGUACUUUGAAAUCCAAAAGUUAAAGCAGUGUUUCGCGAGCAUGUUGGUUAUUUUUUUUUUACAAUCCCCUUCAUGUUUGUUUUUCUAGUUGCAGGAAAUCUACAGGUAACAGAGUUGAUGAGGAAGACUGGACUUUAGAGAAGGAAAAGCACUGUGAGAAUAGGAGUCAUGUGACAAGAACCAAAAGGAGCCGGGGCUUACAGUGCAGAGAUGCAGUGUCGGAUGUCUGAUCAGUGUAUAUAGUGGCAUGUUUCUUCCACCCGUCCGCCCCCAAACUAUAUAUGCUUCACAUUCGCUGAGGCCAGCUGAGUCACUGCGGCUUCAGCUGACUGCGUAGCUCAUUUCUAUUGCUAAUGCCGAAGAAAAAGGGCAUCAGGAUAUGAAAAAUCACUUCAGGAUAACCAGCACACAGACACUCUGGACAAUAGAGCACACAGCGGUCCUUUGUACUCCAUGUUCAAACCCAAGGAACUAUAACAACUCAGUGAGAACAAAAAACAAACAAAAAAACUUCUACAACACUGUGCAACUGCUUGAAAAACAAACACACUACAUUCCAACAUUCAUAAUCUCUGAUAUGUGUUCAAACACAGGGUAUAAUCUCAUUUUGUGGUGUGAUUGUGUCCGCAACCUCUGUAUCUGCUGUCAUAGCGAUGCACUCAUAACAGAUUUUGGGACCGAUUCUCAGAUGGGAAAACAUAACAAACAAAAGAAAUAACGCAUGCCGAUCUGACUCAUAUGCGAAGAAUGAAAUGAUCUUGCUUAGUGAAUGUAAAGCGGUUGACCAAUUGCGAGAUGAAAGAAAAUGACGAGCUGGAGAACAGAGUAGAAAAUAAGAGACAGAAUGGAGCGGCUGUAUGUGAGAGACGGAGGACGACCAAGGAGCCAUACCUGUAAAGAAAGACAACGGGUAAGUUUGACAGAAGGGGAAAUUAGAUAAGAUGUGACAAAAAAAAAAAAGGAAACCACAGGGAGGGAGCUGGUGUGAAAAUAUUGAGGAACAAAGACACAUUCAUCCCUUGGCUCACAACACAACGCGCACUGUCUGCUUUUUUCUUUCGUGAAAGGCCGAGCCGCUUCCACUUCAGCUGCCUAUUCCUUAUCUUCCUAAAUCUCUUCGGAUCAAAGUUCGGAAAGAAAUAUUGCUUACUAUAUUAUUGCAAAUUCAUAAACUUCUUUGUAACUAUGUGCAAUUCAUGAUACAGUGUAAAUGUCAACAAAGCUUUCAGAAUUUUGAGUUUGGUUGUGUCGAAGCAGAUGCAGCAUUACAAAAAUUAGAAAAAUUUAUCACUAAAGGGCUUUUCCACCAUUUUUUUCUGAGUCUCAGAUGCUCCUCUUAUGCUCCUUAUGAAUAUGCCAGCUCUUCUCAUUACCCUGUUCAUUGUUUGAGAGCAACUUAUUAGGUGUUUUUUUUUUGUUGGCAGCAGUCCCAUUUGAUGGGCUGAGAAUCCAAAUUUAUCCUGUUACACCACUUAAGAUGCUCCCAGGGUGUAUGUAGAAAUUGACAUUUCUUCUCUGAACAAACCCAAACUUCUCUCUCUUUACCUUCCUUUCUCUGCAGAACGAGACCACUUUGGUCAUGAAAUCUACGGUUUUGUGACAAUAGUACAUUUUAGACCCCGACUCUUGUUUGCACGCCCUCCAAAUUAUAAAUGUAGGUUAAUUGUGCUCCGCGUUAAAGCAAACUAAAUGACCUCAUAAACUUGAUUGUAAAACCAUAGUUUAGUGAUGGUAACAAAGCAAACCAGUGGAGUUUAUUUUUAAUCUUUAUUUACAGAAUUUUUGUAUUUAAACCAACAUAUUUGUAUUGUAAUUACAUUGUACAAAGGAAAAAUAAAGUAAUAUAAUAAUACAA
Menidia menidia (Atlantic silverside) is the source of this 4965-nucleotide messenger RNA. NCBI's taxonomy places the organism in Eukaryota, Metazoa, Chordata, Actinopteri, Atheriniformes, Atherinopsidae. The record is from the annotation of a GenBank genome assembly.